GAGAUUGGUUCGCCGUCGGUUUCCUGCUGCAGUAAGAAGAGCGGCGUCGAGACAACCUGGGAAGACUCAACACCACCACCUCCAAUAAUUAUACUGUACAAUGAAACUGUUAGCAAUAUCUCCCUCUCUCGAUACCCGCUUCGUCACGGUUCUACUGCUGGUGAUGGGCCUCUCUACACCCGGACAAGCAGAAAUCACCAGUCUGGAUUCAGCCAACAUAGAUGACGUCCUAAAUAAUGCUGGGGUGGCAUUAGUCAAUUUUUAUGCAGACUGGUGCAGAUUCAGUCAGAUGCUCCAUCCAAUUUUUGAGGAGGCAUCUAACAUAGUGAGGGAGGAGUUCCCUGAAACCAAGCAGGUGGUGUUUGCCCGUGUCGACUGUGACCAACACUCGGACAUAGCCCAGCGGUAUCGCAUCACCAAGUAUCCGACAUUGAAGUUGUUCCGCAAUGGGAUGAUGAUGAAGAGGGAGUACAGGGGUCAGAGGUCGGUGGCGGCCAUCGCUGACUUUAUCCGCCAGCAGCAGGUCGACCCUGUGAAAGAGAUACAGUCAAUGGAGGAGAUUAACACUCUGGAUAGGAGCAAGAGACACAUCAUAGGCUAUUUUGAAAGCAGGGACACAGACAGCUACCACACAUAUGAAAAAGUUUCCAACAUCCUUCGAGAUGACUGCACAUUCUUGGCUGCUUUUGGCUCCGUAUCUGAGGCCGAGCGCUUCAGUGGAGACAAUAUAAUCUACAAGCCUGUCGGGGAGGGCGUACCUGACAUGAUCUACCUCGGCUCACUCACCAACUUCGACCUGACCUAUGCUUGGGCCCAGGACAAGUGUGUGCCUCUGGUCAGGGAGAUCACCUUUGAAAAUGGAGAGGAGCUGACUGAAGAAGGAAUUCCUUUUCUCAUCUUGUUCCACGUUAAAGAAGACGGAGAGAGCUUAGAGAAGUUUCAACAUGAAGUGGCUCGCCAGCUCAUCAGUGAGAAAGGGUCUAUAAACUUCCUGCACGCGGACUGCGAGAAGUUCCGCCAUCCUUUGCUCCAUAUCCAGAAAACUCCUGCUGAUUGCCCCGUCAUUGCUAUAGACUCAUUCAGACACAUGUAUGUCUUUCCUGACUUUAAAGACCUCAGCGUCCCUGGCAAGCUGAGACAGUUCGUGUUGGACCUUCACUCUGGAAAGCUACACCGAGAGUUCCACCACGGUCCCGACCCCACAGACAGCACGCCCGGACAGGAGGAGACGGGAGGAGAAGUGGCCAGCAGCCCUCCAGAGAGCUCGUUCAUGAAGCUGGCGCCCAGCGAGACUCGCUACACCAUCCUCAGACGGGACCGCGACGAGCUGUGACCUCACCGGCCUUCCAGUGAUCCUGUGACUCAAUGCCACGCCCCAGGGUCAGGGAGGGGGUUAGGGUUGGGACAGGCCAGCGGGACAGAACAGCAACACCCAACACCCUUACUGAAGAGAGAGAGAUGGAGAGGAGGAGGAGAAUGAAGAGGAAGAAGGAGAAAAAGAAGAACAGGAGGAAAAGAGAGUUCAGUCCACGACACAACCAUGUUGGAAUAACCUAUAUUUUCAUAACUCUUUCACGUACAGUUUUUAUUUUGGAUCAAAAAGAAGGGGGGUAAAGAAGAAAUCGUGUGUGGGCAGGGGUUAGGGGCAUCAAGAGAAGUGUUUUUACUUUUAUUUUUUGGAGCUUGUAAAUACGUUUGUGCUACAUGGGAGUCUCAUUGUUGGUCUAAAUUAAAUGCAGAUUUUUCUUUAUUUUAUUCCUUUCUUUUACAUCACCCGGCUUUUUGUAGAAAAAAAAAACAAAAAACAGAACAGUUCCCUCACUCCAGUUGUACGGUUCUUAUCUGUGGGUAGUCCAGUUCAGCCUGAUAGGAGACGCUUGUUUAGUCUCACUGACCUCAUGGCUGCAUCUCAGUAUGACCAACUCUAGUCUAAUUCAUUUGUAUAGCACAACUUAUAACAAUAUGCCUGCUUGAAGUAGCUUUAUCUCCAUAUCUUCUCCACACACACUGAAGGAAUAGAAAAGUAUUUUGGAAAUGCUUUGUAGGGUUAACAUACUUUAAACCAUGACAGAAGAUAAAGAGACGGAGCUACUCCAGCCUGUUGAGAUGCACCCCUUCUCUCCCUGGUACUAAAUGGUUAUAGAUUAUGAUGUCUCUUACAGUGCUUAUAAAAAGUAUUGCCUCCUCGAA
Messenger RNA from Epinephelus fuscoguttatus (brown-marbled grouper), 2190 nucleotides. It is a transcript of the gene erp44, whose product is annotated as endoplasmic reticulum protein 44. The record is from RefSeq and is a predicted model, not a curated record. Bases 101 to 1333 code for a protein of 410 amino acids. NCBI's taxonomy places the organism in Eukaryota, Metazoa, Chordata, Actinopteri, Perciformes, Serranidae. The transcript is spliced from 11 exons.